CGCAGUUGCACGCGACCGCGAGUGCACCAGUGCCCUCUGUAAUCAGAUCCGACCUUCAAUCCGAAAGAACGAGACAACUAUAUACAGGUGGUGCAGCGAAGCAUGUGAAGUGGUGCAACCGCACGUCGCUCAUGCGCUGCGAGCAACCGUCAUGGCUUCCCAUAGAUAGUGCCAGGUGGUGAGUGUGGGAGCGCGUGCAGCGGCGGCAUGCGCGUGCUGGUUGCGGCGCUCGCAGCGCUGCUGGCGCGUGCGCUGGCCAGCCCCCACGAGCACCGGGCGAGGCACCACGCCCCCGACCACGCGCCGCACUUCCCCGUCCCCGCGCCACCCCAGCCCUACCGCGGACACGGCGAGGCCGUGCGGUACAACCCCGAGCUCGACACCAUUCUCCCGCGCCAGGACGACCACGAGACCUCGUCCAAACGCGCCAAAUACGAGGACGCCGAGUCCUCCUCCAAGCGAGCCAGCGAAGAACGCUUCUACUCCAACCAUGAAAGGAUCGAGGAACUCAUGGCGGACGAACCCCAACUCGGCCCCGAAACUGACGACCCGCUGAUAGUGCGCACGCGUAAAGGACGCGUCAGAGGCAUCACCCUCACAGCAGCAACCGGGAAACAAGUUGACGCAUGGUUUGGCAUCCCGUAUGCUCAAAAACCCCUCGGAGAUCUCAGAUUCAGACACCCGCGACCUGUAGAAAACUGGGGCGAUGAAAUCCUUAAUACCACAACACUGCCUCACUCAUGCGUCCAAAUAAUUGAUACUGUGUUCGGAGACUUCCCUGGUGCAAUGAUGUGGAACCCCAAUACAGAUAUGCAGGAAGACUGUUUAUAUAUAAAUAUCGUAACACCAAAGCCACGUCCUAAAAACGCAGCAGUUAUGCUGUGGGUAUUUGGUGGAGGUUUUUACUCUGGGACGGCCACCUUGGAUGUGUAUGAUCCUAAAAUCCUUGUAUCUGAGGAAAAUAUUGUAUAUGUGUCGAUGCAGUAUAGAGUUGCGUCACUUGGAUUUUUAUUUUUCGAUACUGCUGAUGUUCCUGGGAACGCUGGAUUAUUUGAUCAACUUAUGGCUCUUCACUGGGUAAAGGAUAACAUAGGUUAUUUUGGUGGCAAUCCUCAUAAUAUAACACUAUUUGGAGAAUCUGCUGGUGCUGUGUCCGUUUCUUUACAUUUGUUGUCACCUCUUUCUAGGAACCUGUUUUCUCAGGCUAUAAUGCAAUCUGGGGCUGCUACAGCUCCUUGGGCUAUUAUUUCGAGAGAGGAGAGUAUUCUGCGUGGCAUGCGAUUGGCUGAAGCAGUUCACUGCCCAAGUUCUAGGUCAGAUUUGGGACCUAUGAUUGACUGUUUAAGAAAAAAGAGUGCUGACGAAUUAGUUAAUAAUGAGUGGGGGACACUUGGCAUUUGCGAGUUUCCAUUUGUACCUAUAAUUGACGGCUCAUUUUUAGAUGAAAUGCCUAGGAAAUCCUUAGUACAUCAAAACUUUAAAAAGACAAAUAUUCUUAUGGGUUCAAAUACAGAGGAAGGUUAUUACUUUAUCCUUUACUAUCUCACUGAAUUAUUCCCAAAAGAAGAAAACGUUGGAAUAACACGAGAGCAGUAUCUUCAGGCUGUCAGAGAAUUAAAUCCUUACGUCAAUGAUGUAGCCAGGCAAGCGAUCGUGUUUGAAUAUACGGAUUGGCUAAAUACAGAGGAUCCUAUAAAGAAUAGAAAUGCUUUAGACAAAAUGGUUGGCGAUUACCACUUUACUUGUGGUGUCAAUGAAUUUGCACAUCGUUACGCUGAAACUGGGAAUAACGUUUAUACCUAUUACUAUAAACAUCGCAGUAAGAAUAACCCGUGGCCAUCUUGGACUGGAGUGAUGCAUGCAGAUGAAAUUAAUUACGUAUUUGGUGAGCCGCUCAAUCCUGGAAAAAACUAUUCGCCGGAAGAAGUUGAAUUUAGCAAACGUUUAAUGAGAUAUUGGGCCAAUUUUGCGAAAACAGGGAACCCGUCUCUGAACUCUAAUGGCGAUAUGACAAAAGUACACUGGCCUGUCCACACGUCGUUUGGUCGAGAAUACCUUUCACUGGCUGUUAAUUCAAGUGCGGUGGGGCAUGGCCUACGCGUCAAGCAAUGCGCCUUUUGGCAAAAGUAUCUGCCUCAACUUAUGAUGGCUACUAGUAAACCAGAGCCACCAAAGAAUUGUACCAACUCUGCAUUAAUCUCUCGACCGUCAUAUAUAGCGGUCUGCUUGGGAAUGUUUUCUGUAGCAACUGUGAGAGCAGCUUCGUUCAAAUUAAAAUGAAUGAUUUAUUUAGCAAUAAUGAUGAUUAUUGGGCUUUUUGAUGUUUGUUUAUUCCGUUCGCUUUUCAAUGCUCCACUGAUGUAAAGAAAAUGUAGAUGGUGGAGAGUUAAUUAGUCACUAUAUUAUGGCCCGCUGUUUUACUAAUGAAUCGUUGACAUAAUAGUUAGGCCAAAUGAAGACCAUUAAUCGUGAGUUUUAUUUUUAUUUCAUGAUAUCUACUUUAACUUCAAAUGAUUUUACAAUAAGUAAAUGAGAUCAUAUUUUUCAGAGUUCAGGAAGUUAACAGUGGGCCUAGUGUUAAAGCAUUUUUGUCCAAUGAAUCAGUGGAAUAUUUUAAAAAUUAUUUUUAUAUGUAUAGUAUUAAAAAAAUAAUUAUGUAUACUUUAGUUGUAAGCCACCUUAAGUGUUAUAUUGCUCUAUAAGUCCAUUAAAUAUUUAUCAAUCUUUGUUUAAGUUUCAUAAUUGAUUGUAAGGAAGGUAAUAUUGUUCAUGAAGUUAAUGUUAUAUGUAUUUUAAAUGGAAGUGAUGCCUCCAUCAACAUAUCACUUGUUAAUAACAAAUUAUAGGAAUACGUAGUGGUUAUUUCGUCUUAGUUGAUAAGACUUUACAUAUCUUACAAGAAUAGGUUAAAAAGGGGUUUGCCAAUGAAAAGAGUAAAUAACAAAAAACAAUAAACGUGAAUGAAAAUCUAAACACAAAACACUUAAAGAGGAAAUGCAUACAAAAAAAAACUUACAAUGGAUUAACAGAUUAAGUAAAUGAGAUACAAAUAAAAUCUUAGCUUUAAAGCGCCUCUAUUGCAAUACAUAUCACGCAAGGCAUAGAAAUGUUUAAGUUCAUUCUAGCCUUAGUGUAAGUUAAGAAUAUAAGCUAGGUCACUUCACAACUCUGUAGCGGACCAAUAUUAGAAAGUUGUACAUGAUAUAUGGUACGAUUCGUAAACCAAUUCUGGAAAGCGGAAGCAAAAGUUAGAACAAAACAUUAACAAAUAACAUCUUUCGCCAAAGAAAUCAAUGUAGGAUUGGUUGAAAAUAUUUAGAAUGUUAAUGAUUGUGUUUAAGAAGUAAAGAACGAAGAGGAAAGUUCCAGUUAAAAAAUGAUGGAUACAAUUUUUAAAAUUUAAACUAGUUCGCAAAGAAACAAUACAAAAUGAAUGCACAGGCAAAAGUUAUCAUUUUCAAAAUAUUGAACAUCUCUCAAGCUAUCUUAUAGGCUAAGUUUGAAUCUUUUGAGUACAGAGAUCAUUUCUCUAUCUCGGUAUGAAAUGGUUAUUUGAUGUGCAUGGAAUGAUGAAUGUACAGUGUGUAGUAGGUACUCUCCGUAUGUUAGAGCAUACAAAUUAGUGUCUUAAUGUUUAGGAUUGAUACAUUUAGCUUAGAGAUUGUAGUAGUCCAGCGGUUCAGCUUUCGAAUAUUGGUAUUUAUGAGAUAGUUGAAUCUAUACAAUAUGUUCAAGAUACAAAAUACAACUUACUAGUACAAUACAGUAAUUCUAACGUCUUUUGCGAGAACUAUUUUAUAGUAAUCGAAUAUUAUUUCAUUCAUGUAAAUAAUGUAUGAAUGUUAGUAUAUAAAGUAGGACUCGUUGUUGUUCGGAUCUUAGUUUUAUGUCUUUUUAAUUCGAGGGCAAGACUCGGGUGCCUAUGUGUCAAAACUUAUAACCUGUUGUGAAAGACGAUACCUUAUGAGAUGUGGACGAUACUAAAUAUAAUUUUAAUAGAUUUACUAUUUCAGGCUUUUGUUUGUUUUAUUUUGUUAUUAGACUAGGAGUAAAAUAUACAAAUUUUAACUAUGUAUUUGUGUAAGUCGUCAAUUGAGCUAUGUCGUCUGUCUUGAAUACUGGUGUUUCGAUUAUAACUAAUUUAUAUUUAUUCAGACAGAUAAUAUGGCUUUUCGAAUAGCUUAUACAAGCGGUUAUUGGCUGAUGUUAGAGGAUGUAAUCUAGUGUCAGUAUUCACGUUAUCUCAAGUUCGACAUUUUCACGAAGUACGCUUAUUUUAACCUGCGUAUAUAAACCUAUAGAGUGCCUCUUGUUCACUUUUAUAUAUAUUGAUAUAACACUUAGGCGAUACUAGUAGUUGUAGACGUUACUUGGAUAUUUGCACUUUUCAACUUUCCGUUCAUUACUUUUUGGUGAGAAAGCGAGAAGGCCAGAUGGACGUCGAGUAGUGCCAAAAGCAUUAAACUGUUAUGAUAACUAAAUCCAAUACCAUAUCUUUGUUUAUUUCAAACUUUGGAAUGCGCAAAAUAUGACCCGAUCUUUCAAAAAAUUAUAUUUGAAGCACCGCAUCCGAAAUUACCUCUUGCUAAUGCAUAAUUUAAGCUUGAAGCAACUAACUUAAAUACAGAAUAACUAAAUCGACUACACACUGCAUUGAUGUACAUAAAAUUUUAAAGAUGUGCGGAUUUCCUGCAACAGCUUAAGUAUCAAAUGAUACUGAAAUGGUACAAAUAAUGCUACCAUUAAGAUGACAAGAUCAGAAAGUGUUAACACGAUUGUAUGAAAUAUAGAAUUUGUGAUUGCAACGGAAUGUAAAGUACAGCUCGAUAAUGUAAAUAGCAUACAAUCGCGAACGCCGUUCUGAUAAUAAAUGAUUUAAGCGUUCCCUUGGAAACUGUGUCCGGUUUCUAUGCACAGAUGUUAAUAAUCUAUUCUGCUUUGCAGUUAUUAUGUAAUAGGCGAUUUAUAAACGAAAUAAAUACGAUACAACAAAAAGGCAGUAAGAAAUAUCCAGUAUAUGAUUAGGUGAGUAUUACAUACAGUGGCGUGCACGAGGUUCUUGGCCGAGGUAAUAUGGCAUAAAAUAGAAAAACCCUUCUGUUUUAAGAGACAUACAACAAUUUUAGGGUAGGCAGGGCUUUUGUGCAUAUAUGAAGUGCACGCCACUGAUUUCAAACAAAACCUUGUAUAAGGUAGGUUACCUAGACGGAAAGGGGAGAAAAGUUCUGGAAUCUUCAAUGACUACUCGUAAAUAUUGUCAGGAAAGAAGAGUAAGUUAAAACAGAUGCAUUGGGAAGGUUAAUCAAAUUAAAGAAUAAUAGAAAGAAGACCAUCCGUAGCAAAAGACUGACAGCUGACUGUUGUAUGCUAAGCUGGGAUUACACUGGCAUAUGACCGAAGUCCUUUGUUUGAAUAUUAAACACCUAACUCUAUAUAGCCUUCGAUGGGUCGUUUAUACUUUUUGUUUAAUUAAUAAGUGAUAACUAAAUACUACAGCUUUAGUUCGAAGCGUGUCCUGCUCUAGCAACUUAGUGUCACUUAAAAAUAAUCAGCUAAUAGAUAGCUGAUUAUUUUUGCAAAUAAAGCAAUUGGUGUCUAAAAUUUACGUGUAUGUUAUCCUUUAUGAUGUUAUGGGAUUUUUUAAUGUUAUAAAAAACUGUAAAACUUAGUCACCUUUAUGUCUCUAUACUCCGUUAACCUACAGUAUUUAGCAGGCAGUUUUAGAAUAUCAUUACUGUCUGUUUGUACGUAUUCGCACACAUAAACAAUUCCAUUAAUAAAAAGUCCCGGUACAAUGAAUAUUCUACUGUCCUACAUAAAAACAUCGUAUUUUAUGUCGAGUAUAAAUCGUCUUAUUUUGAAUUCACAAAUGGCCUAAUAUAGCGAAUUUUCGGAAGCACGAAUAAAGUAAGGCCUACGCUGUGUCGUCUAACGCCCGAAAUUAAUAAAGUAUCAAGGAAAGAAAUCAAUAUUAGAAGUUAAAGUUGAAGUAUUCGCCUCGACGCCUCUGCGAUUCCAAAGUACUUUAAUGGUGUGAUAUUGAUCCACGAAUUGAUUCAUCGUUCAUCUCAAGAGCGAUGUGCGCUUUGUUUGUAGUAACGGAGUGUUCAAACACGCUACGAAUGUGUGCGUUGUGCGUUGCUAGCUCCCGCGGUUACACAAACAUUUACAGCGUUUUAACAAUAGUCUUUAAAAGUCUACAGCUGAACUAAAGGCCUCUCCCAACGGAAGAGUUUGCUUGAGUUGGCAGAUGGUCUGGUGAUCGCAGUAGAUGAAAGUAGUAGUCAGCAGAAUACGCUACUGCCCGUUUUCUGUUAAAUUUCCUUAGUCGUCUCGUACGACACCUGCGGGUAGAAAUGUGGUUAAUACAGCUGUAUUCUGAUCUGCCUUCACCAUACGUUAUCUACCAAAUAAGCGUGCGUCGCUUAAAGUGCUUAUAGCGAAUUUUUAAUCUGCGACUUUAAGAUUCUGUGUAAGAUAGAUUGUUAAUUUCGGGCGUAUAUUAAUUUUUAUUACAGUUAUCUUUUUAAAUUCUAAUAGUAAAUUUUCUAGUAAGUUAUUAAUAAUAUUAGUGCUAUGAUUGCAUUAUUGAA
Pararge aegeria (speckled wood butterfly) is the source of this 6593-nucleotide messenger RNA. It is a transcript of the gene ace1, whose product is annotated as acetylcholinesterase-like. Lineage: Eukaryota; Metazoa; Arthropoda; Insecta; Lepidoptera; Nymphalidae. Gene Ontology annotation, biological process: acetylcholine catabolic process; choline metabolic process. Gene Ontology annotation, molecular function: acetylcholinesterase activity. The record is from RefSeq and is a predicted model, not a curated record. The coding region runs from base 208 to 2280 and encodes 690 amino acids. Gene Ontology annotation, cellular component: plasma membrane. The transcript is spliced from 5 exons.